AUGGAAAAAACAACAAAAAAUUUAAAUAAAUUUAAAAAUUAUCUUUUAAUUAUUUUAUUCCUAAUUUCAUCAAUUUUAAUAAUAAUAAAUGCUCAAUUUCCACAAAAUCAAAUGGGAGGAGGAGGACCUCCCCCACCUCCACCCCCUGUAGCUAUUCCUGUUGGUGGAGGUAAUGUUCCUGUAGGUGGUGGGGGUGGACAGAAUAUUGGUCCUCAAGGAUCUCAACUUUUUUCUGGAAUUGGAGAUAAUUUACUUUAUGGAGUAAAUUUGGUCCCUUUUGGCCCAGAAGUUGGCGAUAGAAAAGUCCAUCCAGGAUUUUUGACAGCUGGACAAACAAUAGAUCUAUAUAUGUAUUUUCCUUUUUAUGGAGGUCUUUACAACUAUACAACUUUGUCAGUAAAUGGAUAUAUGGCUUUUGCUACAGUGCUUGACCAAGGCCCCACAAUUAAUGUCGGUCCCGAAGCUACAGAUUGGCCUAGACAACAAGAUCCAGCAAUGAUUGGCCCUUAUUUAUGCAAACAACAGAUACCCCAAGAUAGCAAUGUAGCUUUAAGAUCGGGUGUUUAUUAUCGUUUAAUUAUGAGACAAUCAAUGUUUGGUAGAGGUUCUGGAAUGAAUGUUGGAGGGCCAGAUGUUGGGGGAACAAUGCCGGAAAGUAGUUUCUUUGGUUUUCGUUUUCAAAAAUGUCCGGCGGCUGCUGACAAUUAUGUUAGGUGUGACGCUGCUGGAGAUUAUUUUCUUGAUCAAAUGAUGCGUUGGUUACAGGAAGGAGUAGCAGGUGCCACAGCAUUUCGUGCAGAUGCUGCUUUAGUCGUUACCUGGUAUAACACAGCCUCUGCAAUUUCUGGUAGAGCAGAUAUUGAUGGGGGGCAAUUAGCUACCUAUCAAGUUGUUUGGUUAACUGACCAAGCUGGGAGACUUAGUUAUGUUAUUUUAAAUUAUGACAAACUUGGAUUUGAUGCUGCUGAUAUUCGAAUGAAUUCUAGAAGUGGAAGGUGUCAGGCACUUUUCAAUGGAGGAAAUCACACAGGCUUUGUGCUUGUAGACCCAACACAAAAUUACAAAAACACCCCCAAAGUCCUAGCUCAGCGUUCUGGUGUUCCUCACAUGGUUCGAGGCCGUUAUAUGUUUAGAGUUGAUGAUGUUGUUAGGCCUGGAGGGUGUUCAAAUAAAACUGGGGGAACUUACCCAAUAAUGAUAUAUCCAAAUAUUGUAAAUAUGUUGGGUGAAAUGACUGUUGAUGUUAAUGCUAUAUGUUUGGAUAGAACACAAACAUAUAUUUUGAUGAUUGAACAAAGACAGACAGCUUCUUGUAUUGUACUUAAUGCAGCAAUGGCUAGAUGUAAUAUUCCAAAAAUUUAUGACUGGGGAACUAAAACUGUGUUUUUCCAACCACAAAGUCAAGGAGCUAAUGAUGAAAGGGCUUUUGUUGGAUAUAUUUAUUUUGUUCCCCCAACAUUAGAUCCUAUGCGUUUGGAUGUUGGCAAUAUUUAUGAUUGGUACAAAAAUCCCUUACCAAAUAUUGUUAUGCCUAUUUCUUGGUAUCCCCGCAACUUUACAAAUCCAGAUUUAAACUUUUUUGAUCAAAACAUGCAUAUAAGUGAUGAUGCCGUUUAUGGUGUUCAAUUGGGUUUAUAUGUUAUUGGUUAUAAAGAAUCUAAGGAUGACCAAAUCAAAAAAUUCCGCCCUGAACAUCGAGUUCUUUGUAGAUUAUCAACUUAUUCUAAUAGAAAUACUUAUGAGUAUAGAUGGAAUGCUCAAAAAGAGAGAAUUAAUUUAAAUCAAGUUGAACAAUGGUACAUGAAUGAUUGGGAAAGAAUGAAUGAACUUUUUACUUUUAGAGUUGGAUAUUUAAAAUUAUCUCCCUUAAGAACAAAUGAACAAUCAGCGUUUCAAGCCCCUCAACUUCUUUCUGGCCUUGUUUCUGCCCCAAUUUCCCUUCACUGGCUUUGGACUAUUGGAAAUCCUCGAUACGAAACAACAACAUUUUCUCGUCAAGAACAAGACGUUCAACAAGAAUUUAUUGCUCAAAAAGCAAAAGAAAUGUGUCAUGAUUGGUUUGAUGAAGAUGGGGCUCAAUGGAACUUUAUUCGAGAUGUAGAAACAAAUGCUUCCUGUCCUUGUAUGGAAAAUCAGGCCAAAUUCGACUUGGGUCGAUUUAUGCCCCAUCCACGUUGCUCACAAACAUUUAGAGAUAUAACCUGUACUACAAUGAUUGGGGCAAAAAAUUGUUAUAUGAGUUCAUCCAACAUUUACGGCUCAUAUUCUGGCAGGCAUUUUGAUUAUGGUUAUGGAUAUAGUGAAUAUAGUAGAGGAGAUUUUUAUAGAGAUAGAGGGCCAGAAACGGGAAGUGAAGGAACUUCCUUUGGUGGUGGAUAUUAUGGAAGGGAUGGACAAGAUAGGGGAACACGAUUUCCAACACAUUAUGGACAAGUUUGUUGUUAUGAUGAAAAAGGAUUUUUAAUGCAAACAACAUACCAACCAGUCAUUAAAGUAAUUGAAGAAACUCCCUACAAUCCAGGCUUUCCACUGAGAGCCUAUGAAUUUGGUACCCCUCCAUAUAUGGGUCAAUUUGAAGUUCCUGGUCUUUCUGCCUUUCACCAUGAUUAUAUGCCUUAUUUUCUUUGUUGUAAAUUUGCCAAAUUUCGUUGCCAACUUUUUUAUUGGAGAAGGCCAAGUAGUGGAUGUCAACAAUAUCAACCACCAGCUAUUGGGGAAGCAAUGGGUGCUGGUACUUUCCACACUAUAGACAACGACAAAUUUGUUUUUAACGAGCCUGGUGUUUACACACUUCUCCACAUUCCCAAAACAAUAAAUAAUCCCGAAGUUCGAAUCCAAAUUCGUUUGGAACGUUAUCCCAACAGACGUGUAGAUUUUAGUAUGCUAGGCCGUUAUCUCUCUCAAGAACAAUUAGUUCAACCUACGAAUGCUACUAGAGUCUUAGUAUUGGCAAGAGGGGAUACUCGUCGAUUCCGCUAUCGAACUUCAGUUAUUGUUGGAAAUAUACUCAGAUAUUUUGACACAAUGAGGCUGCAACGAUUUAAGGGUAAAUUUAAGAGUCAUCCCUUUACUAGUCCUCACAUUUCAGGAGUUCUAAUUUAUGUAAAUAACGUGGAGAGAGGCCAACCAGAAGUUUAUGUAGUUUUGGAGGAAGCCCAAAUUGGUGUUCGAAUCAGAGAAAGUUAUUCUGUUGAUAUUGACAGAAUGCCAAUGUAUCAAGAAUCUAUGGGUAUUUUGGAUAUUGCUUUAAGUGUUCCUCCUCAAUAUGGAGUGCAACCAGAUGGAGAUAAAACAAGAGAUCAAGAAAUGCGUCAACGUUAUAAUUUGCCCCGAGUGUCAGGUUUAAUGCGUCCAUUCCCUGAUACAGUUACAGGCUCUAUAUACAGCACUCUGACUUUAAAUGAAGUUAAUUCUGAAUCAAUUCGGCAACAAAUAAUUACAUACUAUAGAGUACCCGGGUCUGGAGAACGUUUUACUGAUUAUCAACAACAAACAUUAAAUCAGUAUAUGAUACCUACUGAUAAUAUGUUCACAACCAGCCGAGAAGAGGACAAAAAGUUCGAAGCCUUCCCAGAGGCCGCAAUGAAAAACGAACCAAUCUACAAAACUGCCCAAAUUUACGAAACACCCCAAUACAGAUUUGUGCCUAGAACAGGCUCUGUAUUAAUGCAGAUAUUGCAACAAUGCAAUGAUUUAGCUUCUAGAGAUACUCUCGGAAUGCAACCUUAUCAAGGCCAACUUUAUUGGGAUUGGGCUUCUCAAUGUCCAGACAAUCCCGGCAAAAUACUUCAACAUUGUGGAGAUAAUGUUCCUUGUCUUUAUGAUUUUACUCUUUUAAAUGCUGAAGUAUUAGGGAAUGAAGUAAAGGAUACUUGGAAUGCUUUUUUCCAUGAUAGGGGGCAAGCAAUUAGAAGUUAUAAUAGUUGUGGACCUAUAAAUAUAGAAUAUCCUGAAUAUAUGAUUAAAACACCAGCAUUAGCUCCAAGUUAUAUGCAAGGAGAUGUUGCUAGAUUUGAAUUAUCAGAAUGGGAUAUAACGAGAAGUAGAACCAGACUGGGUCUCGGAAUCUUGUCUCGGUCCAGUAUAUUUGGAAGUAUAAAAUUGUACAAACAUGCCAGUGGGACUAGAAAGAUUUUCCAUGUUUUUUCAUUUCCUUGGCAUAUUUUUCAAAUCCGCCUUCGAACAUUCUUUAAUCAUAUCAAUUUUCAGUACCCCAAUAGCUAUAGAUUUGAAUGGAAUAAAGGUGGACAGCCUUGGUGUCGUUCUAGAGAAAUGGAUAAUAUGUUAACUUGGUUACUAGGCAUACUUGGAACAGUGGGUAUUAUACUUGUAGUUGUUCUCCUAUUCCUCAGUUGUUGGGUUGUUAAAGUUAGGAGGAGGCAGGAUCAAGAAAAGGUUCCUGGAGGUACUCUAAGACAACAACAACAAUUUAUGGCACCAGGUUUUGGAGGAGCCGAAUCGAUGCCUCCAAAAAGUGUUGGAUCUGACAGCACUUUAGAAUUGAGACCUAAAAAUGGCGCCCCCUCUCAAAUUGCUGAAUAUUCUCCAGAAUUGAGAACUAGACACCCUACCAGUGGAGCUGGAUUGCCCGAUGAGACAUCUCAACUUUUGGGACUACACACAAGUGUUUAA
Meloidogyne enterolobii is the source of this 4632-nucleotide messenger RNA. Lineage: Eukaryota; Metazoa; Nematoda; Chromadorea; Rhabditida; Meloidogynidae. The record is from the annotation of a GenBank genome assembly.